Messenger RNA from Catharus ustulatus (Swainson's thrush), 5995 nucleotides. It is a transcript of the gene MYRIP, whose product is annotated as myosin VIIA and Rab interacting protein. NCBI's taxonomy places the organism in Eukaryota, Metazoa, Chordata, Aves, Passeriformes, Turdidae. The coding region runs from base 393 to 3299 and encodes 968 amino acids. Gene Ontology annotation, biological process: intracellular protein transport. The transcript is spliced from 20 exons. Gene Ontology annotation, molecular function: actin binding; small GTPase binding; myosin binding. Gene Ontology annotation, cellular component: cortical actin cytoskeleton. The record is from RefSeq and is a predicted model, not a curated record.
CCGCCGCCGGCAGCGCGGCAGCACUCGGUGGCACGUCCGGCGAGGCGGGGAGGGCUGAAGGCGGCGGCGACGACAGCGACAGCAGCUGCAGCGGCGGCAGAACCAGCAGCAGCAGGAGGAGGAGACAGCGGCUCUCGCCUUGCGCCGGCCGGUGCGGAGCGGAGCGGGACCGGGGCACCUGUGCCCGGCGGCUCCGCGCAGGUGGUGGCCGGGGGCCGGCGCGGGGCGGCCGCAGACCCCGCUGUGCAUGAGCGACGGGGCGCAGCCGCCGGCGGAGGCUCUGCCCGUGCCCCAGCCCGAGGCACUUCCCGCCCGCCUGCCAUUGUGGUGCAGCCCUCGCACUUGGCCGGGGAUAUUCCUUAUAGUUAUUCAUAUCCAGGAGCCAGUGCAUAAUGGGGAGAAAACUGGACCUCUCUGGCUUGACUGAUGAAGAAGCAGAGCAUGUGCUCCAGGUGGUUCAGCGAGAUUUCAGCCUUCGUAAGAAAGAAGAAGAAAGGCUGAGUGAAAUGAAGCAAAAGUUGGAUGAAGAGGGUAACAAGUGCAGCAUCCUUUCCAAGCAGCAGAAGUUCAAUGAGCACUGCUGCAUUCGCUGCUGCUCCCCUUUCACAUUUCUUAUCAACAGCAAACGACAGUGCCAAGACUGCAAGUACAACAUCUGCAAGAGCUGCAGCACUUACCAGAAGAAGGAGAAGGCUUGGAUUUGCAGUGUCUGUCUGCAAGCAAGGCUCCUAAGGAUCCAGUCUCUGGAUUGGUACUAUAAUAAUGUCAAAAGCCGCUUUAAGUGUUUUGGAAGUGCCAAGGUCCUGAAGAACUUGUACAAGAAGCAUAGACAGGAGAGUGGACUUUGCCCUGAUGCAAUAGCAGAAGGAAGUUUGUAUGAAGGAAGCUUUGAGAAUGAAGGAAGCAUUUGUGGCAGUGACUCUACCUUCUAUCAACAGACAGAAGGACACAGCAUGAUGGAUACCCUUGCUGUGGCCUUACGUGUUGCAGAGGAAGCAGUGGAAGAAGCUAUUUCUAAGGCAGAGACCUACAGUGACAGCCUGGACAAGCAGAAUGAAGCCUGCUACUUGCAGGAGCACAAGGAGGACCUCAUAGAAGAACUGGCCACAACCAUUGUGCAGAAGAUUAUAAAGAAGCAGAAAAGCAAACCCGAGCAGGCCGAGGCCGAGGCCGACUUGGAAUGGCAGCCGCCGUCACGGAGCAGCGGCCUGGCGUCCGGCGCCGUCUCAGACCAGAGCAUGCUGACAUUCCCAGGCAGCCGCAGGGGCUCCUACACCUUGUGGAGGUCUCAGUCUGCAUUCUCCCUGGCUAGUGAAGAUAUGGCCAGCAAAGGACAAGACCUUGCAUCAUCUGUGACCGAGGCUCUUCAGAGACAGCAAAAGGGACAGUCCAGGAAGCAGAAGGAACACAAGCUUUCUGCUUUACCCAGCUGGAAGAGUGUAGACAGACUAAAUGAAACAAGUGACCAAGCGCUGGAACAGGUUGCCCAGAGAUGCUGUGGAGUCCCCUUCACUGAAGAUAUUCAAGAACCCGGAUGCAAUCCUGUGCCAUGUGCAGGUCCACCUUCUGUUUUCCAAAGCACCGAUGGAAACUGGGUGGCUUUGCAGAAUGUCACUCUGCCUCGUCCUCGAAUGCUUGCCAAACCAAAGAGUCAGGUGUUCAAAGCUUUGGAGAAUGAGUCCAGCAUUGUGUCUGCCUAUGACGAGAUGGGCUCGGACAGCGAGGAUGACUAUGACUGGAAUGUGGCCUUGAACAAGCUGCGGCGGAGACCUCGACAAUUGCCAGAUGACUUCUAUUACUCCAAUUCUCAGUAUGGCACUGAGUGGGUUUAUGGCAAUGAUCAGUACCAGGCAGUGACCUCCCCCUCCUCUGGGUUGUACACCAACACUGAGACACUGUUCUCCGAUUCGGAAACAUCUUCAGUAAACUCUUCCCAGGAAGCCAAAGGACCUAGCAAACUUCUCUGGUUGCAAAGCAGAACUCAAAGUGAUAUGCCCAGAAUGGAAAAGAAGCAUUUCCACGGAGAACUAGAUGUAAAUUUCAAUCCACAGGCAACUAGCUUGGAGUAUUCGGACAGCAGUGAGACUGAAGAAGUUCAUUAUGAUUUAGAAAAGAGAUCAAGAAGGUGGAAAAAGAACAAAGCCCUCUCUGAAGACUUAUGUGAAGAAAAGAAUCAGGCAAAAACCAACAAGAUUAAUUUAAGUCAGGUGGGGCCAGAAAGGCACGGUGUUUCCCCAACAUCCAUGAUGGCAUCCUUUAGCAACUCAGUGUGCGCUUCAAAUGGCAAGCUGAUGUGGAAAAUGAUUCUUCUUUCCAACUCUUUUGAUUUUGAUGAUUUAUCAGAAACAGAUAUAAGCAAUGAGGAUCAGCAUCAUGUCAAGCCUGAAGUUAUGGAGGACGAACUUAAAUCCAGGUUAUUUCAGCUUGCUGCUAAAAUGAGUGACAAGGAAACAUCAUCUGGUGAAGAACAAGAGUCAGAACCUGGAGCAGACCUGGAAAACCAGAAGGAGAGUUUGUCCUCAGAGGAAAAUAGCAGAAGUAUUCAGGAAGAGUUAAAGAAGGAAAAACAAAAGGCUUUUGAUCUUCAUUUAAAGCUGCAGUUUUUAUCGACUGUAUUGCAGCAGAAGUACUCUGCUGUCUCCCUCUGCAACAUAUCUACAGAAGUCCUGAAAGUCAUAAAUGCCACUGAAGAACUAAUAACAGAAUCCACCGAUCCUUGUGAUUUCCCAGACGACGUUCAGGACAGAGGAAGAGGAACCCUCCCACUGGGCACAGAUCCUGUCAGACUCGAUGAGCAGCUCACCACACUGGAAGAAAAUGUGUACCUGACAGCCAGCACGGUGUAUGGGCUGGAGGGGCAGCUGACCAACCUGGAAGACGCCGCACGCAAGAUCAACAGUGUUACUGAGGAAUCUGAGCUGGCCGAUCUGGAGGAUCAGGUGGCCACAGCAGCUGCCCAGGUCCACCAUGCAGAGCUUCAGAUUUCAGAUAUUGAGAGCAGAAUAUCAGCUCUCACUGUUGCAGGCUUGAACGUGGCUCCCUGUGUUCGCCUGACAAGGAAACGGGAUCAAAAGCAAACAAACCAGAUGCAUACAAUAGACACAUCAAGACAGCAGAGGAGAAAACUUCCAGCUCCACCAAUAAAAGGUGAAAAAAUAGAUGGUUCUCAAGUUACUACUGUCAGAACGUUUAACAGAAACUUCAUGCUUCAAGGAUCUCUAACACAAAGAACUAAAGAAAGGAAAAGCACUGCCAAGGACUUAAUGGAACCUGCAAUAGGAUCUGCUGUGAUGUACUAAACCUACACUUCCCUACUGCCAAUAACACACUGCCUAAGGCUGUACACUAGAGUGCCUUUUCUUAACAGCCAUUGUGUAUGUCCAGCUGAAAAUGGACCCUCAAGAACCCACAGAGCCUCAGUUAUAGGGCUUCAUUUGGAUACCUCAGUGAGAAAGCUGUCCAAGUCUUCAGCAUUGUGGUCUGCUACAGGAAACUCUGCCUUAAAGUUCUCAGAGGAUUCUAGACAGGAUGCUAUGUCUCAAAAGCAAGGCUCCACAUUUUAAGAUGCACUUUUUCUCCCUAUCGAUUGUACUAAAGAAUGUUGUCUUUAAACUGCAGUAUGUUUUUGUACACUCAAUCAGUCAUAAUUAUAGGCCAAUUAAUCUGCCAAAGCAGACCUGUGAUCCAUAUUUGCUGGCCUCUUACUAUUCACGUGGGCAUCUGUCUUGUCGAGCAAUAAGAACAACUCCGUGCAGUGUGUGCUACUUUUCAGCUGUGUGGAGGGAGAGGAGAAUCUGUGCACCUCACUCUGAUCCCAGGGAGUCAGUGGAAGUCUUGGGAGGGUUGGUGAGAAGAGGAAGAGUUCUCUGUUCUCUGAGAGUACAUCUCGCAGAUUGAAUAUUCCAGCUUCAGAGCUACGGAUAUUGCUCUAAGCAGCAGGGGAACCAGGAAUUGGUGGCCACACACGUGGACCAGAUGUCUGCUGAGUUACAAUCCCGGUGUCUGGAAACAUCUCAACAUUAUUAAAGAAACCAACACCUUCAUAUGUCUUGUUCUUGGCAGCAUUGUCCACUUGGUGGUGGCCAACCAUGCUGUAGUUCAGAAUAAAUUCUGUCCAAACCUUUUAGAUUGGAAAAAGGAGGUGAAAGCCUUGGGGAUGAGAUCUCUGCUGACUGACUGUGGUUGUGGUGGCUGCAACUUGCGAGAGAUUCCUUUCUAACGUUUACUGGUGUUUCUGAGAAGGAGGCAAAUGUAGCUCAAACAUCAAUUCCUAUACUAGUCUGGAGCCACCAGAGAGUAGCUGGGCCCUGUUGCUGGUGCCACAUGCAUCCCACUGGUACUGGACACUCUGAAUUGGAUUGUGAAUAGUAAUAUUCCUUCUUUCAUUUCUUGAGACCCUUAACAGGUGAGUCAAACUAGAAGGCCCUUUGGCAGAUGCCCAGGAGGGAGGAUGCUGCUUACAGGGUGUUCCUCUCACCCUUUUGUGGGAGAACAUUGCCAAUUUGUGGUAUUUUUUGCUCUGAAGAAUACAAAGAAGGUAGUCAGAGGAGGUGAUAAGCCAGUGAAUCCCUUACCUUCCACACCAGCUGCAGAGCAGGUACCCAAGUGCAGAUGGGGUUGAUGUGAAAUGUGCUAUGAAGGAAGGCAUGGGCUAGCACGUUCCCCUCAGCAUUAAGGAGUGGUGAGCUCUCCCAAGAGCUGUGGGCAUCAGGAAGGAAGACAGUUCCUUCUUUCCCUGGGCUCCCAGUGAGCACCCAUGAGCAGAGUGCCACAUGUUACCUGUCAUGCAGCAGGAAAGCAAUUCCCUGGGACACCAGGCCGUGCAAUGCCUAUGGCCGGGCAAAUACAAGUAAAACUGGGCACAUUUCCUGGCUAGGCUGGAUUUAGGGGCAUGAAUGAGGAAGACAAGGAAUGGUUGGAUGGGUUGAUUGAAAAAACAGUGCCAGUUGCAAAUCUGCCAUUCACAUUUGACAUCUAGCUUGUCAGUACUCUGAUGUCCAGCUGCAUGUGAGGAACCCUUGGAAUGAAUACAACCAUCUUCCCACUUAAAAUACACAAGUGUCACUCCAUCCCUUCAAGGAAUUUCCAUCUGCCCAAGAUCUGGCCUAGUGUGUUCAUUCUGGGUGAAAUUAGGCCUUCUUUUUCUCUGAAAUUGGUUUGCACAGAUGUGAGGGAAGAAUUUGGCCUACUCUGUUUAAUAAAAAAUAUAUAUAUAAAAAAAUAGAUUUUAUUUAUAUAUGCAAUCCAGUAAAGGAGAUUAAACAGAGUAGGAUGCCUAGUAGUUUUUUUAUUAUUCAGUCUCCUCCUCCAUUGACUGUUCUUGUGUAUGUAUACAGUACAUUCCCAGGUUCUGGUUUAUGCAGGUAUGCGUGUUAUGAAAUGUCAUUAAUGGUGGUUGGUCUGCAUAUUCGUCUAAUAAAUAAUAAAUAAUAUUGUGUAUGUAAUAUCAAUACAUAAAUGACUAAUUUUAAUAGAAUAACUCUUUGGCUUUUGUUCUGUUAGUGUGAUUUAAACAACUCCAACAAAGUUUGGAGUAGGUUGUUUUCCUUAAGAGGCAUGAAAAGCAGCUGUUAUCGUGUUACAAUGUUAAAAUAUCCAGUCUUCUUUGACAGACAAAUGUGUACUGUGUAGGCAUUGAAAAAAAAAAAAAAAAAAAAAAAAAUCCCACCUGCUCUAAGGCAUUUGAAUUUUUACAAAUGUUUAUCGUGCCAAAUACGUGCAAAGAUAUAAUUUACUGUUUAAAAAAAAAUCAUAAAAGCAUAUGUUAUAGCACACAAAGAAUUAUUUUGUCAUCAGGUGAUUUCAAUCUUUAGUGUUUAUAUUUAGAUUAAUUUUUAUAAAUGAAAAUAUUUUAAUGGGUAAAAUGAAGACUAUAUGACCUAUUUGAUUAAGUCUGAGUGAAUAUUAAGCUUGCCUUGUUGUUGUUAUCUGCAUACUCACCAAGAAUUAUUGUCAAGAGAAAUUAUAAAAGAGUAAAAGCAAUUUAUGAAAAGAA